Messenger RNA from Lachancea nothofagi CBS 11611, 2259 nucleotides. The record is from the annotation of a GenBank genome assembly. Lineage: Eukaryota; Fungi; Ascomycota; Saccharomycetes; Saccharomycetales; Saccharomycetaceae.
AUGGGGAAGACCAAAGUUGUCAAGGACAAGGAAUACUGGGCCGCUCGAAAGAAACAAUUUUUCCUGCGUCCAGGGGCAGCUGCAGAGAAGCAGAUAUUGAAAGAAGAGACAUAUGAGCGGUUCAAGUAUCUGCUUCGUUUGACAGACUUAUUUCGCCAUUUCAUCAGCAUAAGAGCCAAACAAGACAAGAACAUUCAAAAGUUACUAAAGAGCUUCGACUCAGAUAGCAGCUCUCAUGAGAAAGCGACAAGUGGUAGGUCUCAGGAUUCAAGACACCACAGAAAAACCGAGAAAGAGGAGGAUGCAGAGCUCAUGGAAGAAGAGGAGGAGGACAUUGACACUGCAGGAAUACUUACAGAAUCGCCCAGCUACAUCCAAUCUGGCACGCUACGAGAUUACCAAGUCCAAGGUGUAAACUGGCUGCUGUCCUUGUAUGAAAAUAAACUAUCGGGAAUUCUGGCCGAUGAAAUGGGACUUGGUAAAACGCUCCAGACAAUUGCAUUUCUGGGUUAUUUGCGCUACGUCAAAAACAUCGAUGGGCCUACCAUCGUGAUAGUGCCAAAAUCAACUCUCAACAACUGGCAGCGAGAAUUCGCCAAGUGGACGCCCGAGGUUGAAACUGUUGUGUUGAGUGGAGACAAGGAGGAGCGUCAGCGUAUCUUCAACGACAUCGUACUUGAAGCCAAGUUCGAUGUCCUAAUCACUUCUUAUGAGAUGGUCAUUAAGGAAAAAUCGACGCUCAAGAGAUUAAUGUGGCAAUAUCUUAUUGUCGAUGAAGCUCAUCGAAUCAAAAAUGAACAAAGCACGUUGUCUCAAAUCAUUCGUUUAUUUCGCUCCAAGGGCAGACUUUUGAUAACAGGUACUCCCUUGCAAAACAAUCUUCACGAGCUUUGGGCUCUGUUGAAUUUUUUGCUUCCUGACGUUUUUGGAGAUUCGGAUGUAUUUGGCCAGUGGUUCGAGCAAAAUAAUAGUGACGAGGACCAAGAAGUUGUGGUCCAACAGCUUCAUACUGUCUUGAGCCCAUUCCUGCUGAGAAGACUAAAAUCCGAAGUUGAGACGUCUCUACUCCCUAAAAUUGAAACCAACCUCUAUGUGGGAAUGGCUCAAAUGCAAAUUCAAUGGUAUAAGAGUCUUCUCGAAAAAGACCUGGACGCCGUGAACGGUGCAAUUGGUAAGCGCGAAGGUAGCACUAGGCUACUUAACAUUGUCAUGCAACUGAGAAAGUGUUGCAAUCACCCGUACCUUUUUGAAGGUGCUGAGCCAGGUCCACCAUAUACAACUGAGGAACAUUUGGUUUACAAUGCAGGCAAAAUGAUUGUUCUUGAUAAAUUGCUGAAGAAGAAGAAAGAGGCUGGUUCUCGUGUCCUCAUCUUUAGUCAGAUGUCAAGACUUUUAGAUAUCUUGGAGGACUACUGUUUCUUCAGAGACUACGACUACUGUCGAAUUGAUGGAUCAACUUCCCACGAAGACAGGAUUGAGGCAAUUGACCAAUUUAAUGAGCCUGACUCUAAAAAAUUCAUAUUUCUGUUGACCACUAGAGCAGGUGGACUUGGUAUCAACCUGGUUACCGCUGAUACUGUUGUACUUUAUGACUCCGACUGGAACCCCCAGGCUGAUUUGCAAGCUAUGGAUAGGGCGCAUAGAAUUGGACAAAAAAAGCAGGUUCAUGUUUACCGCUUUGUUACUGAAAACGCAAUUGAAGAAAAGGUUAUAGAAAGAGCAGCUCAAAAGCUGCGGUUAGAUCAGCUUGUGAUCCAACAGGGUGUGGGAAAAAAGACCUCAUCUAUUGGAAACUCUAAAGGUGAACUAUUGGAUAUGAUUCAGUUUGGUGCAAAGGACGUUUUUGGUAGUAAUUCACAGAACAUGACUAUCGAUGAUGACAUCGACGAAAUUUUGAAGAAGGGUGAGCAGAAAACACUCCAGCUAAAUGCUAAGUACGAGAAGCUUGGAUUAGAUGACCUUCAAAAGUUCAACGGCAUUGGUGACCAGUCUGCUUAUGAGUGGAAUGGUGAGAACUUUCAAAAGAGGCCCGAAGAUCAAACAAAAACCUGGAUCAAUCCCUCUCGGCGUGAAAGAAGAAGAGAGCAAUCAUAUUUUGUGGAAGAUAAUCCUAAAGAUGUUGAUGGUAACUCUAAAAAUAGCCCUCAACCAAGAAUGGCAAAACCUCCGAAAACUAUAAACAUACAAGACCAUCAGUUUUUCCCAUCACAGGUAAGAGAUCUUCAAGAAAAAGAGCAAUUGUGGUUUAAAAAAAAGUGA